Molecule: messenger RNA, 1516 nt
Organism: Carassius gibelio (silver crucian carp)
Lineage: Eukaryota; Metazoa; Chordata; Actinopteri; Cypriniformes; Cyprinidae
Gene: dhrs13b.1
Product: dehydrogenase/reductase (SDR family) member 13b.1
Exons: 5
Coding region: 114-1070 (318 amino acids)
Source: RefSeq, a predicted model, not a curated record
CAACCUGUUGGGCUUGGCAAGCAUUGUAACCUGAUUGUAACCCCGGAAUAGACACUGGGAUAUUGUGCAGUGUUCUUUUCUUAGCCUUUGUUUGUUGUAUUUUCACAUUCGAAAUGGCAGAAGAGAUAUUGUUGAUCGCGGGUGUUGCGAUUGCGGUGCUGAUGAUAUUUCGUAUAUAUGUACGUGGAGAACAAUGCAAAAGUAAGGCUAAACUGCAUGGCAAGACGGUCAUCGUUACAGGUAGUAACACGGGCAUCGGUAGAGCCACAGCGGCGGAUUUAGCGCGGAGAGGCGCGCGAGUCAUUCUGGCCUGCCGUAACCUAACACGCGGCCAAACUGCUGUCGCUAUCGUGCAAAGAGAAAGUGGAAGUAAAAAUGUGGUGUUCAUGGAACUGGAUUUGGCCAGUUUGAAGUCAGUGCGCUCCUUUGCAGAGACCUUUCUCAAGACAGAGAGAAGACUGGAUAUUCUCAUCAACAAUGCAGGAGUUUAUAUGCAGGGCACUACUGACGAUGGUCUUGGUCUUAUGUUUGGUGUCAACCACCUUGGUCACUUCCUUCUGACUAACCUAUUGUUGGACAGAUUGAAAGAGUGUGUGCCAAGCCGCAUUGUCACUGUAUCUUCAUAUUUACAUAAUUAUGGGAACCUUGACUUCGACACACUUCGCACUCACAAGGAGUUUGGAGUAGGUGAUUCUCCUGCGAGUGUCUUCUGGAUAUAUUCAAACAGCAAACUGUGUAAUGUGCUCUUCACACAUGAGCUCGCAAAGAGGCUUCAAGGAACCAACGUGACCUGUUACAGCCUCCACCCAGGUGCUAUAAACUCUGAUCUGACCCGUAAUUUGACUAAAAUGUCCAGAAGGUUAUUGAAACCCGUCGCAGCUCUGUUCUUUAAGGAUGUAGAGGCUGGUGCCCAGACGACUCUAUACUGUGCUGUGCAGGAGGGCAUUGAAUCCCUGAGUGGCAGGUAUUUCUCCAACUGUGAUGUGCAGAAAGUGAAGCCCAAGGCUCAAGAUGAUGCUGUGGCCAAAAAGCUAUGGGAAGUGAGUGAGACAUUAUGCGGUCUGUCCUGAAUCUUGAAUUGGAUAGUAGCACUCAGAAUAUGUUGUUCUUACUGCACAAAUUGCAGGUGUACCAAUGUCGAUUAUAUUUUUUACUAAAAUUGUCUGUCUUUUACUGAUUUAUGAAAAGAAAAUAAGACAUAGUUGUAGUACGACACAUUUCAUUGUUUGUUAUAUUGUCAAAUUCAUUUGAAAUAAAACCCUAAAAUAAUUUUUAAAUUCAGUGACACAAUCAUUAAAAAAAACAUCAUUAAUUUUCAAAUUAAGUAACCUGCUUGUUUCAGUAUAAAGAGAAGAUAAAAUACUCAAAUGCCUAAAAAUGUAUAUUUUUGUGAUCUUUAAAGGGUCUUUAAAUGUCUGUUUAUAAGGAAGAUCACUACUAGAGAUGUGAUAAUACAAUACAAAUUGUGUACGUGUUUUGUUGUUGCUAAAAACAUUUAAGUAAAUUGUUAAUUUUU